CAGCUGGGACUGCGCUGAGGAGACGAGGCUGGUAUACCCUCGACGACGAAAUUAUAAGCCGGCCGCCGAGGACCUCGAGGGCCAUUGAAUCGUUGGACUUGAUGGUGCCUCGUUCUAUCCCCGUCGGUGCGUGGUUACCCGGUCAUGUGCAUGGUUGAGUUCAGGACGCAUCUGAUCCUGCAGGCGUAUAGCACACUAUCCUGCGUCCCGGAAGGUGUACAGGAUAGAAACUAUGCGGCUUUGCAAGCGUUGCAUCUCUGGCGCUCUCUCACUACAACGGAAUGCCAUCUCGAGGAAGACAGUCACGCAGCAUCGCCAUCCCUUUGUCCUCCCUCGGCAUUUGUUAAGUUGCAUCGAGGUGCCCAUCAGGAGAUCAAUCUACACAUGUUCCAUCUCGAUAUUCGACCAUUCCCAGGGCUGCCGCCCUAUAUAAAUACGUGGCCGAGGCCGUCUGGUCAGUUUUUCCCGUGCUUUCUUGCCCCCAACCCACCACCGCGCUCGCCCGCGACUGUCACUCCUUGAACACUAGAUCGUACAUAUAGAACAAUGGCCGUCCUCGCUCGCAUCGCCACAUCUAUCCUGUUCGUUGCCGCUGCCCUCCCGGCUGUGCUUGCCCACUCCGGAAACGGCAACGCCAGCAACUGUGCCUCGCACGAGUUCUGGUG
Schizophyllum commune H4-8 is the source of this 665-nucleotide messenger RNA. RefSeq lists its product as uncharacterized. NCBI's taxonomy places the organism in Eukaryota, Fungi, Basidiomycota, Agaricomycetes, Agaricales, Schizophyllaceae. Bases 145 to 522 code for a protein of 125 amino acids. The transcript has a single exon. The record is from RefSeq and is a predicted model, not a curated record.